UGAUGAAGUUCAUAAAUAUGUGUUUGAUAUGAAUGUAAAUCCGAAGUUUCACAAAUAUUUAAUUGGAACAAAUGGAGUCAAUGUUAAAGAGAUCAGACAUUUAACGAAUACAAGAAUAAUUUUCCCGCCUGAAACUGAUUCCACUAAUGAAAAUAUAACUAUUGUUGGUAAAAAAAGAGAAUGUUAAUAUAGCAAAAGCAAAAUUUGAAGUUAUGAUAACCGAUAUUGGUAAAGUCAUCGAAGAACAUGUAGAAAUCAAUGAAAAGAAUCAUGGCACUUUAGUUGUCAAACAAAAAGAAUGUAUACACGAAUUGAAAAAUGAAUGUGGCUAUGUUAAAAUUGAAUUUCCUAAUCUUGGUGCUGGAGAUAGAAUUGUGAUCAGUGAUAGUAAAGCAAAUGUUGCUCUUUCUAAACAAAGACUUUCAGACCAUGCUAAAGUUUUGAAAAACAUAAUUGAAGUGACUAUGAACGUUCCUCCAAAAUAUCAUGACCAUUUUGUUGCCCACCACUCUGAAGUAAUAAACCAGAUAAGUGGGAAACAUAAUGGAGUUACUAUUAAAUUUCCACAAGCUAGUUCCAAUUCAAGUCAAGUUUUGAUUAAAGGCCACAAGGAUUAUGUUGAAAAAGUUAAAAAUGAAAUCAAUAAUAUUAUUAUUGACUUGCGGCGUAGCAGUGGUGCAGUAGAUGCGAUGCACCGAGGCCUUCGUGAUUUGGGGCCCUCAAUUCAAAAGAAAACUAAUAUGAAAAAAAAUAGAAGCUUACAUUAACUACAACCAAUUGUUUGUUUUGAUUUUUGUCAGAAAUAAAUUAUAAAAACAUUUUUUUUUUUUUCAAAAUCUUAUCAAUGUCUUUUAUUGUUAG
Molecule: messenger RNA, 861 nt
Organism: Sipha flava (yellow sugarcane aphid)
Lineage: Eukaryota; Metazoa; Arthropoda; Insecta; Hemiptera; Aphididae
Product: vigilin-like
Exons: 4
Coding region: 213-767 (184 amino acids)
Molecular function (GO): RNA binding
Source: RefSeq, a predicted model, not a curated record